CUGCAGACCCGGAAGCGGGUUUCGUGGAGCGGUGGCCAGUCUGUGGAGUGAUUGAAUUGCCAAGCCUGAUCCUGCCUGAGGAAGAAUCCUGGAAAGGGAGGAAGAGCAAAGGAAAGGAGUCGGGAAUGGCUGUCUGUCAGGGAUGGUUGACCUUCAGGGAUGUGGCCAUAGAGUUCUCUCAGGAGGAGUGGGAGUGCCUGGACCCCGCUCAGAGGGCCUUGUACAGGGACGUGAUGCUCGAGAACUACAGGAACCUGGUCUCCUUGGCUCUCUCUCCCAAAUGUGUGAUCAAGGAACUACCACCAAAAGAAAACAGUAAUACAGGGGAAGUAUUGCAGACAGUUAUAUUGGAAAGACAUGAAAGCCGUGACACCGAAGAUUGUAGCUUCAGAGAAAUCCAGAAAAGUUUUCACGACUCUGAGUGUCAGCGGAGAGACGGUGAAAGAAAUUACGAAGGUGUGCUCGUGACCCUUAACAAAAACCUGACUGGUAGAAGAGACGCAGGAAAUGAGCCGAUUGAAAACAGGUCUGGACUAAGCUUUCAGUCACGUCUGGCUGGCGUGCAGAUACUUCAGACUGAAGGGAAAGUUUACGAAUGUCACCAAGUGGCGAGGUCUGUCAACGAUAGUGCCUCAGUUUCACUACUUCACACAAUUCUUCCAAGAGUCCCGACCAACAUCUCUAAUGAACGUGGGAAUGAUCCCUUGCGUUCUUCAUUACUCCCACAAGACCAGAAAGCGCACAUCAGGGAAGAACCUUACACACGUGAGGAGUGUGACAAAGCAGUGAAUCCCGGUCUACACCCCACUAGACGUCAGGUAAUCCAGACAGGAGAGAAACCGUAUAAAUGUGACAUAUGUGGGAAGGUCUUCAGUCGCAACUCGCACCUCAUACGUCAUCACAGAAUUCACACCGGAGAGAAACCUUACCACUGCAAUGAGUGUGGCAGGGCCUUCAGUGAGUGUUCAGGUCUUACGAGCCAUCAGGUGAUCCAUACGGGAGAGAAGCCUUACAAGUGUAAUGAGUGUGGCAAGGUCUUCAGUCAGAGCUCAGGCCUGGUGAGUCACCGAAGAAUUCACACGGGAGAGAAGCCUUACAAGUGCAACGAAUGUGGCAAAGCCUUUACCUACGGCUCACAGCUCACUAACCACCAGGUAAUCCAUACCGGUGUGAAACCCUACAAAUGUAACGAGUGUGGCAAAGCCUUUAAUCAGAGCUCACAUCUCACUAGACAUCAAAUAAUCCACACGGGAGAGAAACAUUACAAGUGUGACGAAUGCGGGAAGGUCUUCAGUUACGAUUCACACCUUGCGCGUCAUCGCAGGACUCAUUCUGGAGAGAAGCCUUACCAGUGCCAUGAGUGUGGCAGAGCCUUUACUAUGCUGUCGAGCCUUACUUACCAUCAGGUGAUCCAUACUAGAGAGAAACCUUACAAAUGUAAUGAAUGCGGCAAGGUCUUCAGUCAGAGUUCAAGCCUGCCUAGUCAUCGGAGAAUUCAUACUGGAGAGAAACCUUACCAGUGUGAUCAGUGUGGCAGAUCGUUCAUUCAACGCUCCAACCUCACUAGACACCAGAUGAUCCAUACUGGAGAGAAACCUUAUAAAUGUAGUCAUUGUGGCAAGGUCUUCACUCAGAAUUCAAGCCUUGUAAGCCAUCAGAGAAUUCAUACCGGGGAGUAAUCUGACGAACGUAGGGAGUGUGACAACGCAUUUGAUUUGAAGUUCAAGCAUGAGUCGGCAUCAGAGAGCCCACGCUAAAGAGAAAUCACAUAAAUGUAACGUGUGCGGCAGAGGACUUACACAGUCUUCGCAACUCACUAGACAUCGGGAUCUACAUCUCUGAUAAAACCACAUUAAUGUAAUGUGCAUGCUAAGGCUUCUACCCAUGGAUCAAAACUACAGAACAUCACAGGGCCCACACCGGAGAGCAGCCUUACAAAUGUAAUGAAUCUGAGAGGGCUUUUUGUCAAACAUCCUGCCUUUGAUGUCUUUGAUGACAGAGCGUGAGCGGGGGAGGGGCAGAGUGAAAGGGAGACACGGAAUCUGAAGUAGGCUCCAGGCACUGAGCUGUCCGCACAGAGCCCGACGCGGGGCUCGAACCCACGGACUGCAAGACCGUGACCUGAGCCGAAGUCGGACGCUCAACCGACUGAGCCACCCAGGCGCCCUCAGAGAGUUUCUAUGAGGAAUAAAAUAAUGAAAUCUCAAGUUCUCUAAAGUGAGAUACCGAAAUAGUACACACCACAGGAUAAUUGUUUUUUUCAAAAUACCACAGAAUAAAGUCAAAAUGUGUUAAAACUCCAGAUGGGAAGAUAGAUAACACAGAGAUAGAGCAAAGGUAUAUGGAUGCUGAGGAUAAUGUUCUAUGGAAUCUUUUCUGGUUUAAAGUAUUAAAUUCUCUUCAUUUAGUUUCCUUGGUACCUUUGUCCGAGCUCAAUUGGAAGUACUUGUGUGGGGCCAUUUCUGGGUUCUCUGUUCUUUUCCAUUGAUUUAUUUGUGUCUCACUCCACGAAUACAAUGUAGUUUUGAUUACUUUUUACUAUAUUAGUAAUCUUGCAUGAAUGAUUCUGACCACUUUAUUCUUUUUCAGAUGCUCUAGCUAUUCUAGUUCCUUUGCCUUUCUUUAUAAAUUUUAGAAUAAUCUUGUUUGUAUUGUAGAAAAUACCUUGAUAGAAAUUACAUUAACCUAUCAAUUUGUAAUCGUUUGACAUCAUUUCUAUGUUGUAUCUUCCAGUAAAUGGCUGUGGUAGGUCUUUAUUUGUGUAAACUUUUAUAGAUUUUAGCAUCAAAAUCCUGUUAAUGUUUUUGUUAGAUUAACAUAUGUUUGUACUUUUUCCUUUUUGAGCAAUUGUACAUAUAAUUGUAUUUUUAAUUUCAGUUUCCAUGUGUUAACUGCUACUGCAUUGAAGUAAUAUAGAUUUUUUUAAUGUCGAUCUUGAAUAUCUAGAAUUUGCUAAUCUUACAGGGCGCCUAGCUGGCUCAGUUAAAGAGCAUGCAACUCUUGAUCUCCAGGGCAUGAGUUUGAGCCCCACUUUGGGUGUAGAAAUUACUAAAAAAGUAAAUAAAUAAACUUAAAAAAAAAGAAUUUACUAAUCUCACUUUAGAGAUUUGUAGCUUCUCUGGGCUCUUUUCUUUUCUUUUCUUUUUUUUUUUUUAUGUUUGUUCAUUUUUGAGACAAAGACAGAGCAUGACCAGGGGAGGGGCAGAGAG
This is a messenger RNA of Prionailurus viverrinus (fishing cat), 3209 nucleotides long. RefSeq names its product zinc finger protein 665-like. NCBI's taxonomy places the organism in Eukaryota, Metazoa, Chordata, Mammalia, Carnivora, Felidae. Gene Ontology annotation, biological process: regulation of transcription by RNA polymerase II. Gene Ontology annotation, molecular function: DNA-binding transcription factor activity, RNA polymerase II-specific; RNA polymerase II cis-regulatory region sequence-specific DNA binding. Bases 126 to 1679 code for a protein of 517 amino acids. The record is from RefSeq and is a predicted model, not a curated record. The transcript is spliced from 4 exons.